UUUUCUACAUGGGCAGUAUGAAAUUUCAAAUUCGUGAAAACAAUUCAAAUACUUCAUAUAACCUGACAGUAAAAUAUCCUGGCAACAACACUAAUUUAUACCAGUUAAAAGUUUCUUCAACCCAACUACCAGAAAUAAAUAUUUCAGAUUUCAAUAAAACACUUCAACGGCUAAGUCAGUGAUAUUCAUGAACCAGUUGCCUGUAGUGGUCAUAAUACUCCUGACUCUCCAGUUUCACCUGUAGGUCCUUCCUCUUUUACAAUGCAUUAUGAAGACUUUUCCUCUGAAUUGUCCUCUGAAUCAACAACUGUUUUGUCACCUCCUUUCACUGACCCUGCAACAAUAAAUGUUGCUACUAUAAAUGCUACUUCUAAUCCUUUCACUGAGCUUUCUUCUGGAUUUCCUACAAAGUCAACCAAUAUAUUUGUUCCUUCAACCUUGGUUGAAACAAUUAAUUCAAAUUUUACAAACCAUUCUAUCCAACCUAUUAGUACUUUUCCAGAAGUAUAUCCCACUACACCUACAAUAUCAAAUGCUCAGCAUACAACAUCCAUUUCUUCAGAUUUCAUGUCCACGUCUUCUUCCAUGAUCUACACUAAUAAUAUUGGAGGACCACAUAAAAAAAGCACAGAGCAAAUCUCUCAUAAUAAUUCAAGCAUUACGAAUAGUAUUGAUGCCUCCAAUGUCAACAGCAUUGUUUCGGAGCUUGAAGGCUACUUAACUGCAGAAACAAUAGCACCAUCUCUUGGACAGUCAAUGCUGGAAAGAGUUAGCUUCCUUCUAAGCAUGCCUCAAUC
Thamnophis sirtalis is the source of this 797-nucleotide messenger RNA. NCBI's taxonomy places the organism in Eukaryota, Metazoa, Chordata, Lepidosauria, Squamata, Natricidae. The record is from RefSeq and is a predicted model, not a curated record.